AUGGCGAGCCAGCGCUGCUUCGCCAACCGCUUCGAUGACUACCAGGGCAGCCUGGCGGCGGCGCCGGGCAAGGAGGCGGCGGUGCCGCUGGUGACGGCCACCAUCGAGCGGAUCCUGCGGGAGCUGCCGCCGCUCGGCGGCGCCCGCGGCUGCCAGGGCGGGCUAUACGGCGGCGUGGCCGGCGUGGCCUACAUGCUGUACCACGUCUCGCAGUGCCCGCUCUUUGCGCCGUCGCGGGAGGCCUACCUGCGGGCGGCCCGCCGCGUCGUGGACGCCUGCGUGCGCUACCAGGAGGGCGGCGGCGAGGCGGACGCCGACACCCGCGCCGCCUUCCUGCUGGGCGGCGCCGGGGUGUACGCGGUGGCGGCGCUGGUCUACCGCGCCCUGGGGCUGCCCGACUUCGCGCGGCCGCUGGGCAAGUUCCGGGAGCUGUGCGAGGUCUGCGCCCCGCUCUCCUUCCUCGAGUGCGGCUCCGACGAGCUCUUCGUGGGCCGCGCCGGCUACCUGUGCGCCGCGCUGGUGCUCAAGCAGCGCCUGGGCAUGGAGGUGUUGACUGCAGCACAGAUAAAAUCGAUUUGCCUGGCCAUAUUAGAAUCCGGAAAGCAAUAUGCAGUGAAGAAGAGGAAACCAUUCCCGCUCAUGUACUCCUACUAUGGAACAGAGUAUCUGGGUGCAGCGCAUGGGCUUUCAUCAAUCCUUCAGAUGUUACUCUCCUAUUAUGAGUACCUCCAGCCAGCAGACCAAGAGCUUGUAUGGCAGAGCAUUGACUUUCUUAUGGACCAAGAACAAAACAGCAACUGGCCUCCUGAGCUGGGAGAGACAAUUGAGCGGGAGAAUGAGCUUGUUCACUGGUGUCACGGAGCUCCAGGCAUUGCAUAUCUGUUUGCCAAAGCUUACCUGGUUUCCAAGAAGCCUCAAUAUCUGGACACUUGCAUCCGCUGUGGAGAGCUAACUUGGCAGAAAGGCCUGUUGAAGAAGGGACCAGGAAUCUGCCAUGGCGUGGCUGGUAGUGCCUAUGUGUUCCUGCUUCUAUAUAGGCUCACUGGGAACUCCAAAUACAUUUACAGGGCACAAAGGUUUGCAGAGUUCUUAUUUACAGAAGAAUUUAAGGCUGGUUCCCGGGCAUUAGAAAGUGUGUAUAGUCUGUUUGAAGGCUUCUCGGGGACUGUGUGUUUCCUGACUGACUUGCUGCAACCCAACCAAGCCGAGUUCCCCCUCUUCAGUGUCUUUGUCUAGAGAACAACAUGCUGCAAGUCCACGGCCUCAUGGCUAUGGGAGAGGGCAUGUGCAGUUUCACUUAUCUGUCAAGAGAGGUUCUUUACAAAACA
Molecule: messenger RNA, 1328 nt
Organism: Rhea pennata
Lineage: Eukaryota; Metazoa; Chordata; Aves; Rheiformes; Rheidae
Gene: LANCL3
Product: LanC like family member 3
Exons: 5
Coding region: 1-1236 (411 amino acids)
Biological process (GO): peptide modification; carbohydrate metabolic process
Cellular component (GO): plasma membrane
Source: RefSeq, a predicted model, not a curated record